Messenger RNA from Monopterus albus (swamp eel), 2943 nucleotides. It is a transcript of the gene zdhhc12b, whose product is annotated as zDHHC palmitoyltransferase 12b. The record is from RefSeq and is a predicted model, not a curated record. The transcript is spliced from 6 exons. NCBI's taxonomy places the organism in Eukaryota, Metazoa, Chordata, Actinopteri, Synbranchiformes, Synbranchidae. Gene Ontology annotation, cellular component: endoplasmic reticulum; Golgi apparatus. Gene Ontology annotation, biological process: peptidyl-L-cysteine S-palmitoylation; protein targeting to membrane. Gene Ontology annotation, molecular function: protein-cysteine S-palmitoyltransferase activity. Bases 301 to 1134 code for a protein of 277 amino acids.
AAAAGACGCUGUCUGACAAGGGUCUUGCUACCACAGGUGUGCACUACUGACAGGAGAGGGAAUCGUCCAUGUGAACCAGGUUUUACUCAGUCCGUCCGACUCAGUCACGUGAUUCCGGCAAAACAAGGCCCCGUUUGUCAUUGGUCACGUGACAGUCGGGUUAACGGCACCUGCUUCGGAGCGAGGCUUUGUUUGGGAACUUUCCCUCUGCUCAAACUCGGGUUUCACAGCUGCGUUCGUUGCUAGCUCGCCGCUGACCGCGCUGUGAGUGAACAUCCAGUCAGCUGAGGAUUGCGAUGGAUGCCCUACCAUGCUAGGACCAUGUUCAAAAAUGUUUUCGGCUCAGGCUUUCUAGUAAGGACCGCUCACGUCAUUCUGACAUGGGUCAUAACCUUAAUACUCUUCCUGCAUGAUACAGAGCUGCGGAAGCAGGAGGAGACAGGCCAGCUCGUCCAGCCUGUGCUCUUCGUCCUGCUGGUGCUGGUGUCCGUGCUGCUUUAUUUCACCGUCUCUCUGAUGGACCCAGGCUUCAUCUUGUCUGAUGACAGCGACUUGCAGUUCACCCUGGGAAUGACAGAUGAGCAGCAGGACAUGAUCCCACCUACGACCAAAACCCUGCGCCAGCGCCGCUGUGGCCACUGUCUCCUGCAGCAGCCAAUGAGAUCCAAGCACUGCCAGACGUGUCAGCACUGUGUCCGGCGUUACGACCACCACUGCCCCUGGAUUGAGAAUUGUGUUGGGGAGAGGAACCACCGCUGGUUUGUCCUUUACCUAGCCAUCCAGCUGCUGGUACUGCUGUGGGGGCUGCACAUAGCCUGGACAGGUUUCAGCUAUGUGCCCACGUGGCAGCUGUGGCUGCGGACCAACAGCGUGCUGCUGGCCGUGGCCGUGCUGGUAGCUCUGCUCUCGCUGAUUGUGCUGCUCCUGCUCGGCUCUCACCUCUACUUGGUUUCUCUCAACACUACCACCUGGGAGUUCAUGUCACGUCACCGCAUCUCUUACCUCAAACACUGUGGUAUAGAUGAAAACCCAUUUGACCGCGGCACCUUCCACAACCUUUGGGGUUUCUUCUGUGUGUGGGGGACAGUGGUGUGGGAGCAGGUGUACUUCAGGGAGGGCAGCGACCAAGUCUAGGAAUGUGACGAACAUUAAUAGACUGAAAUGACUGGAUUGCACUGAAGAACAACCUUUUCUGCAUUGUGGGAUCAUGCACCUGACCACAGUGUUAAGGUAAAACUAUCCUUGUGUGCAGUUUACCGUUUUAUAUGGGCACUUGUGUUGUUGUGCCAUAGCCCUGCAACAUUCCCCUUCUCCUUGACCUUCUUUCCUCUCAGUGGUUCAAUACUGCAGUGAAGUGCUUGCUAUUUUUCCUUAUUUAUAACCAUUCAAGCAUAGUGUUUCCCUAAAACAGGCAGUUAUCCACAGGCACCUCCUUGGCCACUUUUAAAGUCUGAGUGAAGCUAGUAUUAAAGCCCUGUUGACUCGAGCUUUGUUUUUGCACCCACACUCUGCUUGACCCUGUUUAUGUGAAGAGUAAUUAUCUAGUCUCAUUAUGAGGGUCACAUGAUAAAUGGACUGUUCAGUUUACUCUUGAUACAUGUCAAAUAUUGCAUCAACCUCUGAAUAAAAUGACUUGUUUUAGGUGCAUGUGUAGACAGUCCAGAUCCAGGGUUGGUUAUCGUCUCCUCCUCCCUAUAAAAAGUGGUACAUGGUCAGGUUUAGUGUACAAAGUUUUACCCCGUUCAUGUCGCUGGGUCCUAGUUAUUCUACACUGAGGCUGUACAGGGUCCACUUGCUUCAGCAGCCUUUCUCUUUAAGUAGCUGUGAGACCAAGUGAGAGAGUUGUUUUUUGGCAAACCUCAGCUGGUUUGAAAUAAGGCGGCAUGAAAAACUGUACUGUAUUGUUUUUUAGCACUUACUCCAAGAGGUUGCUUUGACUUUCACUGGACAGCAUUUUAGACGAUUUUAUAUUGUAUAUAGUUUAAAAACUAUUUUCAACUCAAAUGUCUUUAGACUUUUGUAUGUGUUUAAACUGGGAGAACACAAAAUAGAAAGCUGUGAGAACAAAACAUUUCCAUUUGAGCUUUUCCUUGUGCAAUAGUAACCUUGUAAGACAGCAAUAAAUGUGGUGUUGAGUUUAAUGUACAGCGGUAGUGUUGGACAAACUGCAGAUUGCCUCCUAAUAGAGGUCUGGUUUAUAUGAAUUAACAUUUAAUUCAUGUUGUGUACUUCUUGGUUAUAUGCAAUACAGACAUGCAAUGUUUUUUAACUUUGAAAAUACAGUAUACAUUAAUAAAAUGUUUUGUGAAGAGUUUCCUGAUCAUUCAGUAUCCAGCAGAUAUACAUUUUAUUAUUUUCUUAUAUCUUUGUUCUAUACAAGGACAACCAUCACAAGAGCAUUAUUAUUUCAAAACAUUCAAGUACAGUUGUGUUGACUAAGAAAUAGCACAGAACCUAAAAAAUGUGGCAAUUUUCAGUAUAUUACAUUCCAACAAUAGGUUAGUUAACCACUGAUGGACAUGUGAUUAUAUCAAGUAGAAAAUGUACACUGAAUGCUUUGUCCUUCAGUCUUAGAUCACAAAUAUUUACAGUGUAGUUCAUAAGAUGGAGAAGGCAGUGUUGACAUUGUGAUCAUAACUGGUACAAAAUCUAUUUGUAAAAAAAAAUUCCUGAGCCAAAAUUCAUGUUGAGGGUAAACGGCAAAUCUUUAGCCUUGUGGCCAUACUGCUUGAGGAUAACAAGUUAACAGUUAGCUCUAAUUCUUUGGCAGAGCAAAAAAAGUAAACAAGUUAAAUGUUCUACCAUGAAAUCAGAUCCAGUGUCAAAGUGUGGCAGUGAUGUGUGACAGGCUGAGUUUGCUGAAGUGUGUGGACAUGGAACAGACAGGAAUGUAGUUUCUAAACUUCUGUGGAGUCAGAAGAAUUAAAAAAAAAAAAAAAAAAA